AUGUCGUGGAAGAGGAACUACUUUGCGUCAGGCGGCCUCGGUGUCAGUGGAGGGGGAGGGGGAGGUGCUGUGGACAGGGGGGUGCAGGGAAUCUUGACGCCUCGCACCAUGACGUCCAUUGCUCCCAGUAAAGGUCUGAGCAACGAGCCAGGACAGAACAGCUGCUUCCUGAACAGCGCCCUGCAGGUCCUGUGGCACCUCGACAUCUUCCGUCGUAGUUUCCGUCAGCUGACGACACAUAAGUGCAUGGAGGACUCGUGCAUUUUCUGCGCUCUGAAGAGCAUCUUCGCUCAGUUUCAGUACAGCAGUGAGAAGGUUUUACCGUCCGACGCUCUCCGCAGUGCGCUUGCCAAAACCUUCCAGGACGAGCAGAGGUUCCAGCUUGGCAUCAUGGAUGAUGCCGCAGAGUGCUUCGAAAACAUCCUGAUGAGGAUCCACUUCCACAUUUCAGAUGAGACCACAGAGGACAUCUGCACAGCCCGACACUGUAUCCCUCACCAGAAGUUCGCCAUGACACUGUUUGAACAGUGUGUGUGCAGCAGCUGUGGAGCUUCCUCAGACCCUCUGCCCUUCAUUCAGAUGGUCCACUACAUCUCCACCACCUCCCUGUGUAAUCAGGCAGUGAAGAUGUUGGAGUCAAGGGAGAAGGCAACUCCCGGCAUGUUUGGAGAGCUGCUGAGAAACGCCAGCAUGGGAGACCUCCGCAACUGCCCCAGUCAGUGCGGUCAGCAGCUCAGGAUGGCUCGUGUCCUCCUCAACAGUCCAGAGAUCAUCACCAUCGGGCUGGUCUGGGACUCUGAUCACUCCGACCUGGCUGAAGACGUCAUUCACACCCUGGGAACCUGCCUGCGCCUGGGAGAUUUGUUUUACAAGGUGACGGAGGAGAAGGCCCGUCAGUCGGAGCUCUACCUGGUUGGCAUGGUGUGUUACUAUGGGAAACAUUAUUCCACCUUCUUCUUCCAGACAAAGAUCCGACGAUGGAUGUACUUUGAUGACGCUCACGUCAAGGAGAUCGGUCCUAAGUGGAAGGACGUGGUCUCUCGCUGCAUCAAAGGUCACUACCAGCCUCUGCUGCUGCUGUACGCCGACCCCCGGGGGACACCAGUGUCCACCCAGGACCCACCCCCCCGCCUGGACCUGCACCCCCCCAACAAGACCUGUUACGAUAGCGAGGACUCAGGCCGCGAGCCUUCGAUCUCCAGCGACACUCGCACCGACUCGUCGACAGACAGCUACUCGGGCCGGCAGCCCGGUCCCUCCCACCAUGAGUCUCUGGUCAGUCACUGCUCGUCCGACUCCCAGGGAACCGUCAUCUGCUCCGAACACCCUGACGUCGCCCUGCACGCCUCGCUCUGCAGCCUGGACACCAUAGGCCACGUGACGGACAGUGAGCAGCACCAGUCUCUGAGGAAGGGAGGCGGGGCCGGGGAUAGGAGGCGGAGCUCUGUCCGCACCCAGCGAUCUAAACCAGACAACGAAGCCUCAUCGGCCGGGUACCACAGCGAGGGAGAGACGUUGAAGGAGCAGCAGGUUCCUCGUCACCUCCCCAAACCUCCUUCCUCCUUCUCGUCCUCCACCAGUCGCCUCCGAGACUUUAGGGAGACCAUGAGUAACAUCCUCCACAGCCGCCCCCUCUCCUCCUCCUCCUCCUCCUCUCUACCGACCGCCGUCCUCGCUGACAUCAACUCCUCCACCAGCAGCCACCUCCACUCUAACCCCACCCCCGCUCCCUGCUCCUCCUCCAACAAACCCCAUGACUGGGAGGCAGACAGCAUCAGCAGUGAGUCCAAGUCCAGCUCCUCUGGCGGGGCGGGGUCAGGGAGGUACCGGCCGGCUUGGAAGCCCCGCAGGGAAGUGCUCAACAUCGACAGCAUCUUCACCCGCGAGAGGAGGAGGCAGGCAGGGUACAGCCCGCUGGGCCCCUCCCUGCCCGACGACUGUGGAGCUCCAGCCUCUGAGAGAGCCAACGCCUCCUUCACAGCCCCACAUGAGGGGAUGUCUGUGAGGCCGGGCUCCUCUUGGACUCUCCCCUCCUCCUCCAGCAGCCACAGAGGAGGACGAGGAGGAGGAGGAGGAGCAGAGCUCCCUCCUCCUCCUCCUCCUCCCCCCAGGCUGAUCCAGAGGAUGGAGAGCGGAUACGAGAGCAGUGAGAGGAACAGCAGCAGCCCGGUCAGCCUGGACCUGAACCUGAACCUGGGAGACAGGGACUGUACUGUGAAGAAGUCUUCACUCUGCUCCUCUUCCUCAGGACCGUCAUGGAGGAACAUCAGAUCAAAGAGCAGCGGCGCUCUGCUGCAGGAAAUCAGCACCUUUAGUAGGGGGAGCCUCGCACCCCCUGCAGACCGCAGUGAGCUGGAUGAGUUACAAGAGGAGGUGCUGAGGAGAGCGAGGGAGGAGGAGCAGCAGCGACGACAGGAGAAGGAGAGAGAGGCUGCGCUAGGCUUCAACCCAAGACCCAGCAAAUAUCUGGACCUGGACCAGCUGCAGAUCCAGGGUAAAGGUGACAGCUUUGAGCGCUGUGUGUCGGAGGCGGAGCUCCUGCUGGACCAAUCAGUGCGUCUGGAGCAGGCGGGCGAGGUCACCUCCGCGCUGUCGGCCGUCAAUGAAGCAGUCUCCAAACUGCGGCUGGCAGCGGCUGGGGGCGGAGCUAGUAGUCAGACCCGGCUGCAGCGCUGCAUGAGGAGAGCCCGCAGCCUGCAGCAACGCAUGCAACUGCAGCAGCAACAGGAGUCAGAGGCAGGCAGACCAGAGCAACAGCAGGAGGAGGGGCAGCAGCUCCAGGAACAGCGCAGUGAAAAGCCUCUCUCGCUCAAAAUACUUCUGACAAACAGACAGGGCGACCAAUCAGCCGCCAGUCAGGACCAGCAGGCCCCGCCUCUCUCUCCCUGCCAUGUUAAGCCCCUGCCCACCAGAACAGACCCCGCCUCCAGCCCUAUAGGUUCUCCCAGGGAGGACAGCAGGACUGGGGGCCCCUGCUCUCGGUCUGGGAUGCCCUUUUCUAACACCGGCUCCCUCCCUCUGUGUGACACCUGGGAGCAGAGUCCUCUGGAAGAUUUGGCUCCACCCCCUCCACCUGAGGAGGCGGGCCUCUCCACCCAGUGGACCAGAACACCCCCUGACCCCAUCCCAGUACAAGCUCCGCCCCCACCCAGACCAUACUCCCGAUCCCCAUCGCCUGUCGGCGCCAACGACAGGUGUCAACUGAUGGUGGCGGAGGAGCCAUAUUACAUCAGACAGCCACUGACCACACCCCCUAUUCCUAGCCCCACUUCCAGACCAGUCCUGCCCCCUCCAACCUACCCCACCAGAAACUGGUCUUGCUUACACCUGGACCUACCUGAUGCUGUUGAUUCUCCUGAUCCACCGACCUACACCCCCCAAACCUCCCCCUCCAGCCUCCCCCCGCCUCCUGUGAGCUGGUAUGGUCAGACCUGCUCCCCACCCCCCAGCCAGGACUACAGCCACACCCUGCCCGUGGAGCGCUGGGCUGAGAAUGUCAACAGGUACUACGGUUCCCAGAAUGCAGCAGGAGGAGCAGGGGGGGAAGGGGCGGUGCCCAGUGAGGAGCUGUCAGAGCUGGACUCGUUAUACCAGGCCAGUCUCCUGGCUCCCAGCAUGCACCGGGGUAGCCGCGGAGUCAGCCCUCAGCCAACUGGCAACAGACCAGGCGUGAGGAGAAUGCUGUCAGGAUCUGGACGGUCUAAAACACCGACAGCAGAGAUCGAGAGAUAUGCCUACAGAACACCGGUCACACCUCAGCAUAAGCUGUCGUCAGGUGAAGACGAGAGCUACAGCGCAGAAAACCUGCGACGCAUCGCCCGCAGUCUGAGUGGCACCGUCAUCGGGUCACGACCCCAACACAUCAGCCUCUCCCACAGCUGUGACCCCUCUGUGUCCAGACCCCCCCCCAAACACACCGACCUUCACUUCUCCUCUUCCUCCCUCCUGCGUCGCCCCAGCUCUUCCUCCUCCUCCUCCUUCACUACAGAUCCCACCUACCUCCACCUCCAACAACCCCCAGCUCCUGCACCUCCUCCACAGCACCCCCCCUCGCAGACAUCACGGCCCCACAGCUCAGGCCUCAGCUCCUGGGGAUGCUCAGGAUCUGGACCCGGGGUCCAGCAGCAGUUUCUGGUUGUGUCUGACCGGCAUCAGACUCUCUCAGGUCAAGGCCUCCACAGUGUCGCGCUGAGUUACGGGACUCUACCCCGCACUCCUCGGCGAGCCCCGCCUCCCUCCUCCUCCUCCUCCUCCUCCUCCCUCCCCAGGCCCAGAGCUGGUUCCAGUCUUGCCCCCCGGCCUAGUCCUCAGAGUCUCUACGCCACCCUGUCCCACCCUUGCCGCUCCUCCAACAGGAAUGGUCACUACCGGCAACCAUCACUGCCCAGUAAGGUCAACGGGUCGUCCCUCUACGCUCCACACCCCCUCAGGUUGCCGGGAGAUGCCCCCGCCCAGCCACUCCGCCUAGACGUCCCACCUGAGAGCGACUGGCGCUGUGAUGCCGACUACAGGAGUGUCCAGUCCAGCUCCACCUGGGACCUCCGCACCACUCGCCCCCACCAGACACUCCAGAGGAGCCACCCCCACCAGCCCGCCGCCCCCUGGCCCCGCAGGGACCCCCAGCUCUGCUCCCUCUGCCAGCAGCUUCCUGCUGAGCCGCCACGCCCCUACUGCUCGACCUGUGGCGCCUACGUGGCUCGGUUCCGCCCGGUCAGCUGAUCAGCCCCCACUCCCCACACAACAGAAGGAGUCACAUGUCCUUUUUUCAGAAAGUGCCAACGUCUCUUCAGACAGCAGAGUACAGCUCUGUGAUUGGCCAGGAGGGCUGCAGCCUCAUCAUGACAUCACAACAUCAUGACAUCAUUGUGUGUUUGAUGGACUGAACACUGAGGUUUCUAAUGGAGGUAAAGCAAGAUGAAAAUGAUGAAGAUGAUGAAGAUGAUGAAGAUGACCUCUGCUGCCUCCUGGUCAUCCUUUCACUAAUUCGAAUAGGAGACUGUCAUAAACCUUCAUCAUCAUCAUCAUCAGCUGAAGCUUCAUGUCUGAUAUUCACUUUAGCUGCAUGGACUCUGGACUCUGGACUGUGGUGGAUCUGACAGCAGCUGGAUCCUCACAUCUGGACACAUCAAACAGGAAGUGAAAGACAUGAGACGAGACUGAAGGACAGGAAGUAGAGUCCGAGCUACUUCCUCCAGACUCUGAUUGAAAUCCACUUACUCUAUUUAUUUUUGUAGCCUGUCAGAUCAGCUGUGUUACUCUGCUGUAGACCUGGUCUAGUUUUCUAAAGUCUGUUAGUCGCCUUGUGUGGGACAGCCCCCCCGUGGGUGGGGCCGAGUCCACAGCCUGUUAGAGGAUUUUAGAUCAAUAACUGAAGCUUUUAUUUUGAAGGAGUUGCAGCUAAUAUUUAGCAUGUUUUCAGACCUGUUUGUUAGCCUGAAGAAUCUCUAUACUUUACUGUAACAAAGACAAAUCCAGAUGUUUCCCUGCAGCUGGACUAGAGUCUCUUUAGCUUGUUGCUGCUUCUGUCGACAUCUCUCUGUUCAGAGACAUGCUUCUUUGGUUCUACUCAGACCGGGUCAGACCUCAACCUGGUCAGACCACGUCUGGUAGAAGAUGAAGGAUCACCUUAAAUCAUGAAUGCUGUUGUUCACAGACUGACAGACCUCUGUCCUACUGCCAAGAAUCCAGGGGCGCUCUGCUCCCAGUGCUGACCCCGCCCACCCAGUGCUCCGGGUGACAUAAAACAAACAAACCCAUGUCUGGUCUGAAGUCUGCAGGUUAAUGGAGAUAAUGAUAAUUACAGUGGAAAUCCUGCUGAAAACCAGGACACAAACUCUUAUCUGCUGACAUAUUGAUUGAUUGAUUGAUUGAUUGAUUGAUUGACUGUGUGUCAGACCAGACCUGAGUUAAGUAACAAUGCAACAGAAAGUGUCAAAGAUUCAGAUGAGGAGAAAAUAACUUUUCUUUUAUUUUUUGCUUUUGGCUUUUUGCUUUUUUCAGAUUUGAUUCUGUUGGUUUUGGUAUUUUUGAAUCUUAUUUUUCUACAGUGCAGAUAAACUGUACAAAUUAACAGAUUAACAGAAGAUUCAGAUGUUUAAAGUUUAGAUUCUUUAGAUGAUUGUUUUAGUAGGAAAUCAUCACAUUCACUGUUGAAGCUGCUCAGCUGCUGCGUCCUUUAACUUCCUGCCUCUGAAUUCAUUUAGCUUCAGUUUAAAGAUGAAAACAAACGCUUGAUUUAAAAACAGAAACAUGAUGAAUCUGAAUGAAGAUGUUUUCUCUGGUUCCUCUCAGCAGCUGAGCAGCAUUUGGAGUUCACUUUUCUUCUUCUGCUGAUUCUACAGACGUUUUCUCAGCUGACACGAUGACUCAUCACAGCAGGUGAAUCACAGGUAAAUCAGGUUUUACCUAAGUGAGUCAGAACCAGGACCUGCAGAUGUCUGUCUAUCCUGCUCUGAUGGUCAACAUGUCCGCUGGGAUGGACUGUCUCCGUCUCUGCAGGCUUGUGUUUCCAUGCUGUGCUGACAGAAAGAUUCUGUAUUUUUGCAAUAAAGUGUUGAGAC
Molecule: messenger RNA, 6560 nt
Organism: Seriola dumerili (greater amberjack)
Lineage: Eukaryota; Metazoa; Chordata; Actinopteri; Carangiformes; Carangidae
Gene: usp54a
Product: inactive ubiquitin carboxyl-terminal hydrolase 54-like
Exons: 21
Coding region: 1-4719 (1572 amino acids)
Biological process (GO): protein deubiquitination
Molecular function (GO): cysteine-type deubiquitinase activity
Source: RefSeq, a predicted model, not a curated record